Oreochromis aureus is the source of this 995-nucleotide messenger RNA. RefSeq names its product low affinity immunoglobulin gamma Fc region receptor II-a-like. The record is from RefSeq and is a predicted model, not a curated record. NCBI's taxonomy places the organism in Eukaryota, Metazoa, Chordata, Actinopteri, Cichliformes, Cichlidae. Gene Ontology annotation, molecular function: transmembrane signaling receptor activity. The transcript has 6 exons. Gene Ontology annotation, biological process: cell surface receptor signaling pathway. Bases 1 to 729 code for a protein of 242 amino acids.
AUGGUGGUGACUGCACAUGUGCAUAAAAGUUAUUCUAAGAUCUCUUAUUCACCUUUUUCUAUCAUUCCAUCCAGACUGCAGCUCUUUGAAUAUGAGUCAGUCUCUUUUACCUGUGAAGGGUUUAACAUUUCAGCAGGAUGGAAAGUAAGGAGCACUAAGAAAAUCCCUUUGAAAUGUUCCAGCAGCACUGUGACGAAGACUUGUGGGAUCAAAUAUGCUUUUGCUUCAGAUAGUGGAGAAUACUGGUGUGAGAGUGGAGCAGAGAGAAGCAACACUGUCAGUAUCACUGUUUCAGCUGGCGCUGUGAUACUUGAGAGUCCUGUCCAUCCUGUGGUGGAAGGAGAUGCUGUUAUUCUGCACUGUAGAAACAAGACAGACAAACAAGACGCAAAUUUCACAGCUGAUUUCUACAAAGAUAGCUUGCCCAUGGGUACCAGCUAUGAUGGAAAGUUAGAAAUCCAAAAGGUUUCAAAGUCUCAUGAAGGAUUCUAUAAAUGCAAAAUACAGGGAGUUGAGGAAUCACCAGAGAGCUGGCUGGCUGUCAGAAGCAAAUCCAAUGCACGGAAAGUAUCUCAUGAAGAAAUUGCUUUUUCACUCAAUUUCUACAUCUUGCGGUGCACAGCUGUGACGGUUGGGUUGGCCCUGCAGCUACUGGUGUUGGGACUACUUCAGUGGAAGCUGCAACUGGUGCUCAGUGUGCUCUUGCUUCUGACCUCACAUUUUCAUUGAAAUUGUGCCCCGAGAAGUGUUGAUGCUGUGAUCCGAGAGUCCUGCUCAUAAUCUGAUAGAGGAAUAAGCUGCAAUAAUAACACAUUAUCUGCCAGCCUCCUGCCAGUGUUCCAUAAGAAUUGGCAUAAUCUGCAUGUGACUCUACAAGUGCUUAUUAUAAUUGGGCCAGACAACUCAGAGAAAGCUGGCUAUCAGAGUUGAGACAUAGACUUGCUUCCAAGCCUUAUGAUUAAUACUUAUACAGAUGCAGUUAGAACUUUAAAAUA